CUAUGUCGACACCGGAUGGCCACUUUUCAAAUAAAAACCGUGAGUACAUUCAGUUCGCUACCAGAGCAGAUCACUGACGCUGCACUGAGUCCCUACAAGACAAGACAAGACAAGAUGAACAACGCUGUAUUUAUCGCCCUUUUCUCCAUCCUGACUGCGACACAAGCGUGCUGCUUUGACCCGGAUGUGUGCGAUGUGAUCAGGGUGGAAAGUUGGAGCGAAAAGUACGCCAAGAAGGUUGUGGAAGAUGCCUCAUAUGUCCUCAACAUGACGGUCGUAGAUCGGCAGUCGGCGGCAGAGUGUAAUCUGGGAGAAUCCUUCGGCUACCAGAAAAACAACCUUUGGGUGGAUCACGGCUGUCGUGCUGACUUCAAAGUUUGCUACCUUCCAGUGAGCCCAAUUCGGUGUCGUGUUGUGAAGGCGGAAAGUUGGAGCUACAAGUACGCCGAGACCUAUGUGGUAGACGCCGCAUUGUUCAUCAACAUGACCAUUGAAGAUCAGCAGUCUGCGGCCAGUUGCGAUCUGGAUAAAACCUUCGGCUUCUACAAUCAGAACUCCACAGUGUGGGUGAAUAAUGGGUGCCGUGCAGACUUCAACGUCUGUUUUGUCUACGGCAUCACCAGAAUCACCACGAUAAACGUGAGCAGCUGGAACUUCAAGUACUCCACCCAGAUUCUCAACACUCUCCCCUCUGCCACCUGUAUCUACUCCAUGCAAGUGGCAAACCAACAGUCCACGGCCCCCUGCACUCUCGGGACCACUUUUGGGUUUAUGGCCAAUACCAUGUGGGUCAGAGACGGCUGCAGAGCCGACUUCACCGUCAAUUAUUAUAUCGUUUAAGCAUUCUUAAAUGCUGUCAUAUUGUCCUAUUUUGACAAGUUUUGUUGAAUUAAAAGGAAAUCGAAAACAAA
Aplysia californica (California sea hare) is the source of this 911-nucleotide messenger RNA. RefSeq names its product lectin ADEL. The transcript is spliced from 4 exons. Lineage: Eukaryota; Metazoa; Mollusca; Gastropoda; Aplysiida; Aplysiidae. Bases 16 to 840 code for a protein of 274 amino acids. The record is from RefSeq and is a predicted model, not a curated record.